AUGUUUCAGCUUUGCAUAUCUAUCAUUCCCGCCCUCCCAUUUUUGCCCUCUAGUACCUUCAUCUGCAAGACGUACGCGGCAGACCUACUCAGUGCUAGUGUCGAGAUUACACAGGGCUUGGAUGCCGAAUGGGACUUCUGCCAGCGAACCAUAGCGUGCCCAGCUGUUCAAUCGAUCGCCGUCUCCCAUGAAGGCAUGUGGGUAGCUACCGCCUCUGAACUUGGCAUGCAGGUCUGGGAUAUGUCUACUGGCUUGUUAAUGACAACUGUUGACCAUAGUCCUACCGGCACAGCGUUGGCGUUCUCCGCCGACGGAUGUGUCCUGGGUUUCGGUGACUUCGCCGCCCCGGAUAGGUGGGGUGUCUGGCACGCACUUCAGGAUUCAGUCAUGGCUUUCUCGCUCGACAACUGUCAAGAUGUUGUACCCAGUUGCUGCGCUUUUUCGUAUGGCAUCGAUCGGAUUGCCUGUGCCUUUGAGCACACAAGUCCGAGCCUCUCGACGCUUCACAUCUGGGGCAUGGCGGCGCAGACUGCGGAGUUGGCGCUGGGAUGCGAGGGUGUUGUGCGCCAAGUCAGCUUCUCGCACUCAGAUCACAUGGUAUUCGCUGCAACGAACUUUGCCCUGUACAUCUGGAAUAGCGUAACAGGAGAGCAGCUAAAGAGCAUUGGGCGUUCUCAAGUUUCUUUUCCUCCAAACAGCUGGCACUUCUUCACAAAGGAUGACAGAUCCAUUGUACACGUUCUUGCACAGUACUCGCAGCCUUAUUCGUCAGACCAGGCUAGCUUGGGCGUGUUUAUAUCCUCCACCGAUGGUAACGGUGUCUCUGCACCAACCUCUGUUCCAUCAAGUCUUCGAGUGUCUGCAUUGGCGCACGAUGGAAAGUACCUUGCAGUACGCAUCGAAGAUACCGUGUACCCCCGGUUUUGUCAUGGCGUCCAUCUCUCUCGAUUGUCACAAAACGAUCACCCCCUUUGUGCGGUCACGGGCACGUAUUCUGAAAUUCAUCUCAUAUCGAGCUCUGGUAUCACUAUCUUCGACCUUUCCAAGGCCAACUACGAGCUUAUCGGCCGGAGAAACUCGGGUGGUCAGACGAGGUCCGAUCAUGUCCUAUUAGAGUCUUGGAAAGGGAAGGAGUCGUAUGUGCUUGGCGAACAUGUCACAAUGAGCGUUGGUGGGCGAGACACGACGAUGUCGCGCAUCCGGUUCAUCGAUACGCACAAGGCGCAGCACACCAUCUGGACGGAAAGGGUUGACGAUGAUCACCGCGACAAGGUCUUGUUUGCUCCGAAUUCGCAGGCAAUCGCUUAUCGCUGCAGCUCAAGCAGCCCUAUUAACAUCAUGGACGUUCAUACUGGAAUAUCGCAUCUUGUCGAAAUGCAGGAUUGCGGAAACAGUAUCGUCGCGUGGGCGUUUUCUCCUGGUGCAUCAUUUCUCGCAGUUGCCUUCCGGACAGAGAUCAUUCAGCGAUUCAGAUUUUGCGUAUGGCAUGCUGCCACGGCAGGUUUUGUCGGAGAAAAGGUGAUAGAAGGACUUGGCCAGUCGUCAAUAGUGUUUUCUCCCAACGAAGCCCUGAUAGUGGUCGUGUCCCACAAUCGGACCAAAGUCGAAGUGUUCUCGCUCUCAGAGCCAACGGGUGGCCUACACUGCUUUCGAACCUAUGAUGCUCCCCAGUACUCUUGGCUUUUUUCUCCUGCCUUCGCGGAUGCUUCCACCUUCAUUUAUGUGUGUGUCCUUCGCCAAGGCACCUGUGCUGUCCCUGUAGCACUUUACGUCCAGAGCAUUGCCGAACAUGGGACGGCAUAUGCAUCUCCUAUCGGUUCGUACAACGUCGGCGAGGGUCACCUGUCAAAUGGCAAUCUCAUUCUCGGGGUAUUUGCAUCGCCCAACUUGGAGCGCAUAGUAACUCGAGGAUCGGUAAACACUCAGAUACUCGAGUACUCUAAGGCGAGAGCAAGCAAGCUGAUUGCACGAAAUACCUCGUCGACGAGCAAGUGUAGUCUUGAUACCGUUACCUGGUCAAACGUCCACUUCACGAGCGACGGUUGGCUGCAUGUCGGCGAAUCUCGGGUUUGUUGGAUACCGGUUCGGUACCGACCGAAGCAAAGACGUGCCGAUGGUUCUUCAGCACAGCAGCACCAGGAUCCAGGCUCUAGCUCUGAUGAGAUCCUACCAGAGAACGCGGCACAAGGGUUUAGGGCGCUGGGGAACGGCGUAGUGCUUAUGUGCGGAAACAAACAUGUGGUCUUACGUUUCCACAAGGCGAAGGUGGAGUCCUUCGAAUAA
Coniophora puteana RWD-64-598 SS2 is the source of this 2283-nucleotide messenger RNA. RefSeq lists its product as uncharacterized. NCBI's taxonomy places the organism in Eukaryota, Fungi, Basidiomycota, Agaricomycetes, Boletales, Coniophoraceae. Gene Ontology annotation, molecular function: protein binding. The transcript has a single exon. The record is from RefSeq and is a predicted model, not a curated record. The coding region runs from base 1 to 2283 and encodes 760 amino acids.